Saccostrea cuccullata (small rock oyster) is the source of this 511-nucleotide messenger RNA. RefSeq lists its product as uncharacterized. NCBI's taxonomy places the organism in Eukaryota, Metazoa, Mollusca, Bivalvia, Ostreida, Ostreidae. The record is from RefSeq and is a predicted model, not a curated record. The coding region runs from base 58 to 372 and encodes 104 amino acids. The transcript is spliced from 4 exons.
CCUAGAAACUUUUGCCUCUCCCUUGUAGGUUUUUUCCAGAAUAAGAUCAAAUAAAGAAUGAACUUCCGGAAAGUGGUCCUAAUCUACGUUCUAAUAUUCGCCUGGUUUAUGGUAUACCACUUGGUCUUCAGUCAGACGGAAAUCACCUACAAUGUGGGGCCGCAGUUGACCGUGGGACCAAUGGGGGAGACGUACUACUCUCCUCCCCUAAUGGGAAACUACUAUCAACCUAUGAUGCCUAGCAGCUUGGUGGGAUCUGGUAACCUCGUGGGGAUCGGUCUUGUGGGAUACUUGAUCUGGACCUUAUUGAAAUUUCUGAUCCCGAUCAUAUUUAUAUCUGCCAUAGGACAGUCCUCAAGAAACUCAGACUGAUGGUCAUCGAAGAUCACUAAAAUAGAAGUGAUGUCAAAAGUUCUUUGGGGGUAACAGCGUUCACUUACUUACUGUGAAACAAACAAAUAAAAUUUGAAUUUAAAUAUCACAGGGAAAAAUUGUUUGACUGUUAUUAUUU